Molecule: messenger RNA, 2110 nt
Organism: Oryzias latipes (Japanese medaka)
Lineage: Eukaryota; Metazoa; Chordata; Actinopteri; Beloniformes; Adrianichthyidae
Gene: rnft2
Product: ring finger protein, transmembrane 2
Biological process (GO): positive regulation of ERAD pathway
Molecular function (GO): ubiquitin protein ligase activity
Source: RefSeq, a predicted model, not a curated record
GCGGCUUCACCGCAGGAAGAUCGACCAUUCUCCUCCUAAAUAUGACUAGAGCUGAGGAGUUGUACUGAAACAAAAAAGAAGAUAGGUUGUUUAAGGGGUUAAAGGAAAAGGGGACAGUGUGUGAGUGAACAGGUGGAUGCUGCUUUUGCAGAUUGAGCCAUGCACUGAUGCCAUGCAGAGGAGACACAGCAGCAACACCGAUGGGAUGCCCACUGAAAGGAGCCGAAGUCAAACUGUGGGGUCUGAGAGCAGCCUGGAUGAGGGUGGUGUGUUAGACUGCCUGAAGCCCGACUCGUCCGCGUCUUCGCAGCAGAUGUUCUCCGGCCUGGUGGGCGUCCCCCCCAGCUCUGUCUCCUCCGCCCAGCUCCAGGCGGCGGGCUUGGUUCUGGGCUCCCCCCCUGAAGUUUUCAUCCAGAUGACUGCUGCUUCCAGAGAGGAGGGGGGUCCCCAUCGCACGGAGGGCGGAGCUUUCCUUCCUCGGCCUCCGCACCACCACCACCACCACUUCCACCACCAGCCCCUGCAGCACAGGACCUCCUCUCUGCUGCAGCAGGCCACCUCUGCGGCCGGGUCAGAGAGGCACGGCUCCAGGGAGGACGCCCAAGACGAGCCGUCCACCCCGGCCCCGGCUUUGUCCGAGCUAAAGGCGGUGGUGACCUGGCUGCAGCGGGGCUUUCCCUUCAUCCUGAUUCUGCUGGCUAAAGUCUGCUUUCAGCACGAACUGGGGAUCGCUGUGUGUUUGGGGAUGGCCAGCACCUUCGCCUACGCCAAUUCCACUUUACGGCACCAAGUAUCUCUGCGGGAGGACCGUUCUGUCCUCGUGUCCUUGUGGCUGGUUGUUUUCCUGGGAGGAAACGUCGUCUACGUCUUCUACACCUUCAGUGAGGAGGAGCUACAGAACAGCCUCAUAUUUGCCAAGCCCAACCUCAGCAGCUUUGACUUCUUCGACCUGAUCUGGGCCGUGGGAAUCACCGACUUCAUCCUCAAAUAUGUCACCAUCGGCCUGAAGUGCUUCGUCCUUUUCCUGCCCAAGAUUGCGCUGCCCUUCAAAUCCAGGGGUAAGUUCUACCUGCUGAUCGAGGAGCUGAGCCAGCUGUUUCGAGCCCUGGUGCCCAUCCAGCUGUGGUACAAGUACAUCAUGGGAGAAGACCCCUCCAACGGCUACUUCCUGGGGGCCUCCCUCAUCAUCAUCUACAGCCUCUGCAAGUCCUUUGACAUCUGCGGACGCAUAUCUGCGAUUCGGAAGGCCGUGGUCAUUCUCUGCAGCUCCCAGAGCUACGGAACGAGAGCCGGCAGCCAGCAGUGCAGCGAGGCGGGUGACGUCUGCGCCAUUUGUCAGGCUGAUUUCAGGGACCCCAUCGCUCUUCACUGUCAGCACGUGUUCUGUGAGGAGUGCCUGGGUUUGUGGUUCGAGCGGGAGAGAACGUGUCCGCUGUGCCGCGCCAACGUCAUCGAGACGCAACGCUGCUGGAAAGACGGAACCACCUCGGCUCACUUCCAGAUCUACUGAGGUGCUCGAAAAAAAAAAGAUUUAAAGUCCCACUCCAAUCAUCUUUUGAUCCAUUUUCAAAGCGGUGGUCUUUUAAUUAUGACUAUACUGUUUUUAGCCCAAAUCAACAAAGACGUUAACGGAUCUAGUCAUCUGCAAGCGGAUGCAUCAGAAUGGAGCAGAGCAGGGAGCUGGUGACACAUUUUCUAUGUCACAAAUAUUAUCUCUUUCAAACUGUAUUUUGUUUGUCUGCUCUUGAUUUUCACCAUUUAGAAAUGCAAAAUUAUACAUGUCCUCCAUCGUAAGACAAAUGCCACAAAAACAUGUUAAAAACACGGAUUUUGAUCAGCAUGAAUCUUUAAGACUCACCCGACUGGUACACAAAUUUAAUUUUUAUUUUAAUUUAGAAAAAGCUGCUCCUUCAUUAUGGUCUGUUCACUUGUUCUAUUGUACUUGUUCUGUUUGUGAUUUUGUUAUAUUUCCAUGGACGAUUUGCAACUUUUUUCAAUCUAAAACUUCCCGGACUAUCAUUUUUGUAAAGGUUUCCCGCUCAGUAAAGCUGUUCAGUGGUGAAAGAAAAGGCGGUGAUUGUUCAAUAAAUAAAGACGCAGCUGAAGUCGG